This is a messenger RNA of Chara braunii, 4079 nucleotides long. The record is from the annotation of a GenBank genome assembly. NCBI's taxonomy places the organism in Eukaryota, Viridiplantae, Streptophyta, Charophyceae, Charales, Characeae.
UGGAGGCAGUAAUCUGUAGAGUGGAAGGUGUGGAGGGUUAUCAAUUGAAGAUUGGAUUUGCAAACUGAAGGGAGAUUUGCCAAGGAUUGUGAUCUGCAUUGGCAUGAUUAUGAUGAUGAGGUUGAUGGAGCAUGGUAACAUGAUUAUGGAAGCAGGGUGUGUAAUGAUGAGCAUCAAAGAAGCGAUGACGCCUCUGUAAGGAUUAUGGGUUGAAGUCAGAGCUGAGCAUCAGAAAAGCUGGAAGGGUCAGGAGCAUGCUGGAAAGACGGUUGUAGCUGUUUUCGGCAGACAGAGGCUGGACCGAUCUCAGUGACGCCAUCUGUUCAAGCGGAAGAUGACCGAAAAUCAGUCGGGAGAGUAUAAGCGUGUGAAGGUAGACGAAGAGGCAACAGCUUCAUCCUCCACUUCAAAGGCAGGGCCAGGGACAUCGGGAGGGAAAGCAGGCGUUGAUGACCGAGGAGCAGGACAGGUGAAGGCAUGCGGCCCUUCUGCCCCGGAAGGGCAGCCUCAAGGUCCACGCAUGGCAUCGGGGUCAGCUUUGGGGAGAAAUCACUCUGCAUCCAGUACAAGCGCGGUCGCAAGCGGGAUUGCGGCCCCUAGUGCGAGCAUGGUUAGUGCCCCACACCGUGCAGGUGCAAGUGGUGGAGCCGUUGCUGUCGAUCAGCUUCCGAAGGAGAUGCACGAGAUGAAGAUCCGAGACGACAGGGCUGAGAAUGGGGGCGACGAUAAGGAUUUUGAGGCUGUGAUUGUUGAGGGAAAUGGCGCAGACACUGGGCAUAUCAUCACGACAACGAUUGGUGGAAAGAAUGGGCAGCCAAAGCAGUCUAUCAGCUAUUCGGCGGAAAGAAUUGUUGGGAACGGAUCCUUUGGAGUUGUUUUUCAGGCGACAUGUGUGGAGAGUGGAGAGACAGUUGCUAUCAAGAAGGUCUUGCAGGACAAGCGGUACAAGAACAGGGAGCUCCAGAUAAUGAGGUUGCUGGAUCAUCCAAACAUUGUAACACUGAAGCAUUGCUUUUACUCAACAACCGACAAGGAUGAGCUGUACCUGAACUUGGUCCUGGAGUAUGUUCCGGAGACUGUGUACCGGAUUGCCAAGCAUUAUAACAAGAUGAGCCAGAGGAUGCCUUUAAUAUAUGUGAAGCUGUACACAUACCAGAUUUGCCGGGCGCUGGCGUAUAUUCAUAACGGAAUGGGCGUCUGCCAUCGGGAUAUAAAGCCCCAGAAUUUGCUGGUGAACCCUCAAUCUCAUCAGCUAAAGCUUUGCGACUUUGGGAGCGCGAAAGUACUGGUUCGGGGAGAGCCAAACAUUUCGUACAUAUGUUCACGGUAUUACCGUGCCCCAGAGCUGAUCUUUGGAGCCACGGAGUACACUACGGCCAUUGAUAUUUGGUCAAUGGGUUGCGUCAUGGCUGAGCUCCUCCUUGGACAGCCUUUGUUUCCCGGCGAGAGUGGAGUUGAUCAGCUGGUGGAGAUCAUAAAGGUUCUUGGUACACCAACAAGGGAGGAGAUAAAGGCCAUGAACCCAAACUACACAGAGUUUAAGUUCCCUCAAAUCAAGCCUCAUCCAUGGAACAAGGUCUUCCACAAGAGAAUGCCAAGCGAGGCAGUUGACUUGGUGUCAAAGUUACUCCAGUACUCUCCUCACUUGCGGUACAACGCUGUAAAGCUGAAAUCGGCUUCCCCUGAACUGCUGCAGAAGCUCAUUCCAGAGCAUGCCAGGAAGGCGAAUGCGCAGCUGUUAAACAUGUAGACUGAUUGAAUGAGACAUUGUUUACAUAAUCCCCUAGCAGGUAGAGGCUGGCUUUGCUCUGCUUGCCGGGAUCCGUCCACAGCCUUGUCCAAGACACAUCGCGGUUCUCGGCUAGCAUGCACAGUCGGAAGGAAAAAAAGUACUCCUUGUGAAGAUUUGCGCCUGUUUGGGAGCACCUUCAAGACUGACCUGGAAUCUCCAAUCAAUGAUGGUUCAUAGUCUGGGUAUUGGAACAUCUCCUCACUGUCAGACGGUGAUUGCUUGCUGCCGGGUGGCAGUCACUAUCCCUUGUCCCUAUCUGAAAUUGUUCGUCGCUGUGGCAUCGCAGGUACUACGCCUUCUGCUCUCAUGUUGCCCCCUUGCAUCCCACUCCCCAGUCUCCAUCCAUUCAGAUAGCCGGUUGCAAGUCAUGCAUCUGGUUCGCAUGGGAUGGUCACAUUGAUCGUCCUUUCCGCAGGAAUGGAAAGCUGGCCAUGAUGUGUCUCUGCCUUUCACUCUCUUCCUCUUCUUCUCGCCCAGCAAUGCGUCCUCCUUCAGAAAGCCGGCCGCAGGUCAUGCAUCUGGUUUGCAACCAUUGGAUGGUGGAGUUGAUUGUCCUUUCUGUAGGAAGGGAAGCAUGCAAUGAAUAUAUCUCUUCCUUUCUCUCGCUUCCUCUUCUUAUUGAUCAGCAAUGUGUCCUCCUCCUCCUCCUCCUCCUCCUCCUCCUCCUCCUCCUCCUCCUCCUCCUCUUCCUGCCCUCCUACUCGUAUGUUUCAUGAAGAAUGCGGGUUAAAAAGGAGCUGGCAAGGUAGCUUGAUUGCGGGAACUCUUCCUUCUUUUAAGCGAAAAGCUUGAUUGCUCAAAUGCUAUUCGAUUGGCCUUUUUAUCUUAGAAGCUGUAAACCUGGUUGGCGAAUUCCAUCAUUGCUGCAUCCUUCCUCCCUCCCAGCCUCCUCUAAUGUCUCAGGUUUAUCUAUUGCCAACCUGCCCUUGUCCCCCCAUUGCAUUUGUAUCCACGGCAUAAUGGCAUCUGGAAGAAAAUGCUGGCUCUCCUCCACAGCAUCUAUGAGCGGGAGUUUGUGGGUCUCCUGUUUGAUGUGCUUCUUGUCGGCGCGGAUGGACCCCAGCGAAGGUUGCUGUUAAGGGCCAUGGCUGGUGUUUGGUACUGUUGAAGGCUAAGCUGCUGUUAAUUCGUUGCUCGAUCUCUAAGUGUGACGAGGUCUUAAGGUGAUGGUGGAUGCGCAGGGGAGAGAAGGAUGCAGAAUCAUACGCAGCUGAACUGGCACAGGAUAAGGCGCCGGGUAAACCGGUGGGCUGUAAGCUAUUGGACAUAUCUAUGUACAGAUGUAUUACGACUCUAGUGCAGUCUGUUAGAACCUGGGUGGCAGAUGAACUGGAGAGACACUUUUCUUUGCCUUGCGGCCUUGCUCAUGCAUUUGCUAGGCGGGCAAGCAAACGGUGCGCGGGUCACGCGAUCCAUUUCCGUGUUCACAUGGUCGCUUACAGGUUUGGCAGUGUUCGCAUGGUGCAUAUGGUGGUAGAGGGCCAUGUUCUUAUGCAUUCUGUGUGUUAGCAUACAAACAAUGGAAUGGACGAAAUACUUAUCGGAGGAAAGCAUUCCUUGUUCUUCACCUAAUUACCGUCGAAGGACAGUGGUGCAGAAGGUGUACUGAUAUUGGUCAGGGGACAUGCUUGAGCUUGGGUCCGUUAACCGGGUGUUGAUACCUGCUGUUUCAAGAGGGAUUGAGGGGGAUUAAUUUGUGGCCGAAGGUCUGAGGAAUGGGCGUGCGGAAAGGAGAGAACGAUGGCACAGGAAUGGGCGUGAGUUGCAGAAAGGAGAGAAAGAUGGCAGUGCAAAGCCAAGUGGAUGUGUGAGUUGACUUGGCAAAGGCCUGGAUCGUGGACAAGAGGGCGUGAGUACAUGGAGGGGUGUUGACGGCAUCGGCAUUGUGGUUUAUUCAUCUGUAUAGUAGUAUUAGCUAUAGCUUGUUUACUCUGUAAGAGGAACCCAAAGGAGAUGAGUACCUGGCACGGACAACUGGAGGGGGAGAGGCAGGGAGAAGGGACGAGGAGAGUCUGUUAGUCGCUGAUCACACUAGAGAAAAGGAGAGGGUACCGAAUCCGGAGAGAAUGCAGGCCACAUGGCUCACAUAUGAAUUGUAAUGAGAAGGAGAUGUCACUACUCUUUACUUGUAGUGGAAGCUGAAAAUAGCAAAACCACCGCUGCUCUGCCAGUUAAUUAUGACGACAGUAUUUGAGUCAUGAGCAAUCUCUGCCUGCCCUCAUCAAAUUAGAGGAGAGAGGACUUUUAUUCCGGGUAAGAGGGGUUUUGAAAUAGCCCUGGGAUGGAC